AUGAAGCGCAAUAAUGAGAGUCCUCCUCCUCCUCUGAAGAAGAAGAAGAUGAUGAAAAGCGAAGAAGACGAGAAAGGAAAAGAAAAGAAGAAAAAGAAGACGAUUUCGAGAACGUCGAAAUCAUCGUCUUUCUUCACCAACAACAAAAGACCCACCACCACCACCACCAACAACAACGCGUUUAGGACGACGAAGAAACACUCCCGCGAGCGGUAUCUUCGCGAUGAUAUUUUCUGCGGGAUUAAGCAAGCGCCGGUGGCAUACAAAGGGAAAGACAAGACGAAAUGGAUUUUGGAUGUAAACGCAGAAGAAGAAGAAGAAAAAGAAGAAGAAAAGAGCGGCGUAGAAGCGAAGUCGAUGACAACGAAGGAAAACAACAACAACAACAACAUCGAAAAUGAUAAAAUUAUUUACGUCGUCGACGCGAACGUGUGUUUACACCAGCUGGACGUGGUAUCGCACCCGAAGGCGAUGAGAAAUGUAGUCGUGUGCACGACGGUUUUAGAGGAGGUUAGAAACCGGUCGAGGAAUGCGUACGAGCGCGUGAGGAGGCUUUGUCUAGAAGCUUCUUCAUCUACGGGGGAUAAAACAACGUCGGGGAGAAAGAAUUUCUUUGUGUUUUCUAACGAAUUUCACAAGGACACGUACGUCGGAGAGCCGAAGAAAGGCGAAUCGGCGAACGAUAGGAACGAUCGGGCGAUACGGGAGGUGGUUAAGUUUUACCAAAAGGUUGUCGGAUUGUGUUCGUCGAACAAGCACAACGGCACGCAAAAAAGAGAAGGAGGAAAAGGAAGCGCCGGAAAAGCAGCGGAAGCAAAAGUCAUAUUAAUUUCUGACGAUCGAGGAAACGUGUUGAAAGCGAAAGAGGAAAAUUUGAACGCGAUGAGCGUCAGGGAAGUGGUAAACAAACAUUUCGCAAAGUCGUUCCCGGAGUUGGUCGAUUUGUGCUCGACGAGAACAGAAGAGUGCUUCGGGGCGGAUGAAAACGAAAUCGCGAGAAAUAAUUACGCGAAGAACACAAGAACGACAACGAAAGCUUCCAUCAACAAGACGGAAAUGAACAGCAAAAAGAGUAACUCGACGGCGAGAGGAGGGUUCACCGCCUUUCCCGAACACUUGACGAAAGCGCAGUAUGAUAGCGGCGUCUCCGCCGGGAGAUACAAAGAAGGCAAAAUCAGGUGUUCUCCGUACUCGCCAUUCUCGGCGUACGUCGACGUGGGAGACGACACGCUCGACGUGAAAAUAGAAGGACGUCAUCGCAUGAACAGAGCGAUGGAAGGAGACGUUGUCGGUAUUGAAAUUAUCGAAGAUGAGGAUGAAGAAGAAGAAAGGGAGAAAGACGACGUCAACGAUGACGAUAACGUAGUCUCACUCGCACCAAUCGUAAACGCAUCAGAAGAUGUUGCUUCAGUCGAUGAUGCGUCCGCGAAGGCCGGUGCAGAAAUGCCUCCUUCUUUGCCGGAGUUGAAAGCAAAAGUCGUAAGAAUCGUAAAACGAAAUUGGAGAGAUCGAGGAUACGCGUGCGCUCUCGAUAUUGAAUCUUGCGCAGAUCUCGCGAGAAAACAACACGAGAAUAGUAACGAAAAUGAAACGGAAGAUGGAGGAGGUCGCGCGAAAAGAGUCCUUUGCGUGCCGAACGAUCGCAAAACUCCAAAGAUUCGUAUCAAUACGCGACACGCGCAUCAAAUUGCUUCUCAGAGAAUCGUCGUUGUCAUCGACGCGUGGCUCGCGUCUUCGCCGUAUCCAGAGGGACACUUUGUUCGCGCUCUCGGUGAAAUUGGAGAAACUGCGUCGGAAACUGCAGCAUUAUUACUCGAAGCAGACGUGGACGAUCGUCCUUUUGCGCCGGCGGUGCACAAAUGCGUUCCGCCGCUGCCGUGGAAGGUGACUGAAGAACACAUAGAGGAGCCCAAACGUGAAGAUCUGCGGAAUCUGCGCGUUUGCUCGGUGGACCCUCCUGGAUGUCGCGAUAUUGACGACGCACUUUCUGCUGUCGUUGUGCCCAAGAACGAUGGCGUCGAAGGAGAAGAAGAAAUUGAAAUUGGCGUUCACAUCGCGGACGUGACGACGUUUUUGAAACCUGGAACGCCCAUGGACGACGAAGCUCUGCGCAGAGGCACGACGACGUAUUUAGUUCAGCGCAGAUUAGACAUGCUCCCUAAACCUUUGACUGAAGAUAUUUGUUCGUUGAGAGCGGACGUAGAGCGACUCGCGUUUUCGGUUUUUUGGCGCGUAGAUCCAGCCACGAUGCUCCCGAGAAAAGACGUCAAACCGCGCUUCACGAAAUCAAUCAUUAAGUCGAGCAAGGCGUUGACUUAUCAAAAAGCGCAAGAAAUCAUCGACGAUGAAACGAACGAUAAGAGUGACUUGGCGAACGAUUUGAGACGUUUACGAGACGUGUCAAAAGCGCUCAGAGCGAAAAGAAUGGAACAAGGUGCUUUGACUUUAGCUUCGCCAGAAGUGAGGUUCGAAUUAGACGACGAAACGAGUAAUCCUUUAGACGUGAGUUUGUACAUCUCUCGAGAAACAAACAAAAUGGUCGAAGAGAUGAUGCUCUUGGCGAAUAUCGCGGUGGCGGAGAGGAUCUCCGAGCACUACCCGUCCUUCGCGUUGUUGAGAAGGCACCCGGAGCCGAGGGAAAAAAUGUUUCUUCCUCUGUUAGAAACAGUUCAAUUGCUUGGUUUAGAGAACAAAAUAAACUGCGCGUCGAAUAAAACUUUGGCGGAAAGUUUGGACGCGUGCGUGCGCGAAGAUGAUCCGUACUUUAAUACUUUGUUGCGCUUGCAAGCGACGAGAUGCAUGUCCACUGCGAAAUACUGUUCGACCGGGUCUUUUCCGAGAAACGAGCUCUAUCAUUACGGCUUAGCUUCUCCUUUAUACACGCACUUUACGAGUCCGAUUCGUCGAUACGCCGACGUGAUUGUCCAUCGUUUACUCUCUGCGAGUUUGGGAUUGAUUUCCAUCGACGAGGUUUUGAUCUCAAGCGUUGGGAAAAAAGUCGCCAUAGACAACACCAAUCUUUUCACUAAGGAGAUUGCCGAGACGUGCAACGCGAGACAUUUGGCCGGUCAACAAGCCGGCAGAGCGUCGGCAGAGCUCCACACUUUGAAGUUUUUCAAAGAUAGAACGACCGUCGCAGAGGCAAGAGUCUUCCAGAUUCGCGGCAACAACAACAACAAGACUACUACUUCUACUUCUACUACUACUACUACUACUACUACUAAUAAUAAUAAUAAUAAUGCUAAUAAUAUCAAGAAGGGCGAGAAAGACGAAGACGAAGAUGAAAUCGUCGCCUUUGUUCCUAAAUACGGCAUCGAAGCGAGAGUUAAAGUAUCGAAAGGAUUCAACGCUCGUCAGAACAUGUUUGGAAAACUCAAGGUGAAAAUAGAAGUCGAGCAAAUGCCGUUUGGACGAAGUAAGUUGAACGUUUCCAUAGUCGAAUAA
Bathycoccus prasinos is the source of this 3444-nucleotide messenger RNA. RefSeq lists its product with no specific name. The coding region runs from base 1 to 3444 and encodes 1147 amino acids. The record is from RefSeq and is a predicted model, not a curated record. NCBI's taxonomy places the organism in Eukaryota, Viridiplantae, Chlorophyta, Mamiellophyceae, Mamiellales, Bathycoccaceae. The transcript has a single exon. Gene Ontology annotation, molecular function: endonuclease activity; 3'-5'-RNA exonuclease activity; RNA binding. Gene Ontology annotation, biological process: rRNA catabolic process. Gene Ontology annotation, cellular component: nuclear exosome (RNase complex); cytoplasmic exosome (RNase complex).